GCGCGCGCGCCAUCUAGCGACAACAGUCAUAUGAUCACAUGAGAGAUCUUUUUUCACAACAAUCUUUGACAUAACCGAGGCAAGGUUGAUCAAUAAAAUAAAGUUUCAGUCAUGGACUCUCUUAGUACCAGCUCGGGUAUAGUCCAAGAGAGUACCCUUGAGAGAUGGCCCAGUACCGAGGUCCCGGGUUACAGUAUCUCUGGGGAUGAGAGAGAGUCCAGAUUCUCUUGUAGACCAGAUCUUAACAAGAAACUGGUUUUGUGGGAAGGAGACAUUUGUAGUUUGGACUCCAUUGCCAUCGUACAUCCCACAAAUGAAUCGUUAACAGAGCCAUGCCCCCUCACAAAUAAGAUCUUCUCUCGAGCAGGCCAAGACCUCGUGCAAGAAAUCCAGACGUCGUUCAGAAUUUGUCGGACGGGUGAUGCCAAGCUCACCAAGGGCUACCAGCUGCCCUGCAGGUAUAUCAUCCACACGGUCGGCCCUCGUUACAACAUCCGAUACAGGACAGCCGCAGAGAGCGCCCUCUAUAACUGCUACAGGAAUGCACUGCUCCUUGCAAAGGAGCAGAAAAUCACAUCAGUGGCGUUUUGUGCAAUUCACACGGUGAGACGGAACUAUCCCCCUGAGGAGGGCGCUCACAUAGCUCUGAGAACGAUCAGAAGAUUUCUAGAGAAGCAUGGGGAAUCUUUUGAAACCAUUGUAUUGACGAUGAUGGGAGUUGACGAGCACCUAUACAGUGAGCUGCUGCCACUGUACUUUCCGAGGACAGAGCUGGAGGAGCAGUGGGCUAUCGACCUGGUCCCAGAGAACAUCGGCAAUGAGGACGGAGAGCCUGUAAUCGCAGAGCGAAAGAUACGCAUCAUGGGGGGUCCUACAAGAAAACAAUCAGAGGAGGAGGAGGCCCAUGAGCAGACCCUUGCCGAUGAGCUGAGGGGGGACAGGAUCUCUAACGGAGCUCCGUACGAGGUGGACCCCGAGCAGGACGAGGAGGAGCUGGAGAUCGGCAAGCACGCCUUUACCGCCAUGGAGAAGAAUCCAGACUCUGUGAAGAGGCAGAAUCAGAGGGAGAAGAGAUCGGUCAUACCGGCAGAAGCGGAACAGAGGCAAAGAUACGAAAGGUUGCUCAGAAGAGCUCGUCAGGAAGACUUGUCAGACAUCGCAGCUCAUCGAUGCAUCUACGCCACAGGGCAUGACAUCCAUGGGCGGCCGAUCAUCGCCUUUGUGGCAAGAAAUUUCCCUGCGCAUUCCAUCGACUUAAACAAGGUACUACUCUAUGUCAUCCACCUACUCGACUCCAUCGUCAACCAGGACUACGUCGUCGUCUACUUCCACACGAUGAGCUCUGCCGACAACCAGCCUGAACUGAGCUGGUUGAAGGACGUCUAUCACAUGGUUGAUAAUAGAUAUAGAAAGAACCUGAGAGCCAUGUACAUCGUCCAUCCUACUUUCUGGUCUAAGCUUGUGACCUGGUACUUCACAACAUUCACAGCUUCCAGCAUCAAGAGUAAGGUCCAUUCGACGGGAGCCGUCCAUUACCUCUACAAAACUAUACACCCGGACCAACUGGACAUUCCUCCCUUUGUCAUCGAACAUGAUAUGAAGGUGAAUGGUCCUAACUACAGGGACAUAGACGAAAGGGAUGGAAGCGGAAGUCUCUGAUUGGACGAUAUCAUCAAGAUUCCUCCAACUUCUAAAAAAAAACAGUACUGUUCCGACCUGACGAAGUGACUUGAUAAUGGGCCUUUUCACAUACGAUGCAGGAAAACCUUGGCAGUUUACAGCAGCGACUUGUUUUGUACGAGUAAAUGAAUAUCGAGUAGGGAUGAGAAACUAGUUUGCUGUGCCCUGAGUACUCUCACUAUCUCACUAUCUCACUAUCUGUGUUGUGAGGUACAGAAAUGUGAGGUGUAUUUAUAGGCAUGCGUCAUUACAGCAACAAAAAGACUCUGGUUUACAUCAAAUGUGAACCAGCCAAAGUGUCUUUC
This is a messenger RNA of Strongylocentrotus purpuratus (purple sea urchin), 1985 nucleotides long. RefSeq names its product protein GDAP2 homolog (gene gdap2). NCBI's taxonomy places the organism in Eukaryota, Metazoa, Echinodermata, Echinoidea, Camarodonta, Strongylocentrotidae. The record is from RefSeq and is a predicted model, not a curated record. The transcript has 12 exons. The coding region runs from base 112 to 1659 and encodes 515 amino acids.